UGGUUUGUUGGAAACCAAUAUUUUCAUGAAAUAGAAUAAUGUCAUAUUUGCCUCAAAAGAUACUUAAGAAAGAGAUGUUUUUGUCAGUGUCUGAUUUCUAGAGCUGAGUUCAGAGAUGAUACAAAAGAUGGGGACCAUCCACCGCAGUGGGUUUUCCAGAAGAGUAAAUGAUGGUCCCAGAAUUAUCAUUACCACAAUUCUGGGUAUGGUCUUUGGAUUUUUUGUUGGCAUUGCAUUACCAUCAGUUUCACUUACAAAGAUUCAUUUACCUUCAAGCAUUGUAUCAUCUUUUGAUGAAGCCAUGUUUGAUGGAAGAAGAUUUUCUAGAAGCAGAUCAAUUGAAGCUGUUUCAAAGGAAUUUCCUAAGAUAUAUGUUCCGACAAAUCCUCGCGGUGCAGAGUUAUUACCUCCAGGAAUAGUUGUUUCAGAGUCUGAUUUUUACUUACGCAGAUUAUGGGGUGAACCUAGUGAGGAUCUCAAGAAGAAGCCAAAGUACCUUGUGACAUUUACAGUUGGGUUCGAACAGCGCAAUAAUAUUGAUGCAGCUGUUAAAAAGUUUUCUGAGGAUUUCCAGAUUUUGCUUUUUCAUUAUGAUGGUCGGACAACUGAAUGGGACCAAUUUGAGUGGUCCAAGAAUGCAAUCCAUGUCAGUGUAAAGAAACAAACAAAAUGGUGGUAUGCAAAGAGGUUUUUGCAUCCCGAUGUCAUUGCACCUUAUGAAUUUAUCUUUAUCUGGGAUGAAGAUCUUGGAGUGGAACACUUCAAUGCAGAGAAGUAUAUUGAAUUAGUUAAGAAACAUAAGCUGGAGAUUUCCCAACCAGGCCUUGAGCCUAACAAUGGACUGACAUGGGAGAUGACAAAGCGGAGAGGUGACAGCGAAGUUCACAAGAAUGCAGAAGAAAAACCAGGCUGGUGCACUGGUCCCCAUGUGCCUCCAUGUGCUGCCUUUGUGGAAAUUAUGGCUCCCGUCUUCUCUAAGGAAGCUUGGCGGUGUGUCUGGCACAUGAUUCAGAACGAUUUGGUGCAUGGUUGGGGAUUGGAUUUUGCUCUCAGAAGAUGUGUAUCAGAGCCUGCACAUGAAAAAAUUGGAGUGGUUGAUUCACAGUGGAUUGUUCAUCAAGUAAUUCCUUCUCUUGGGAAUCAGGGCGUCGCAAAGGAUGGGAAAGCUCCAUGGGAAGGGGUGAGAGAAAGGUGCAGACUGGAGUGGUCUUUAUUUCAGGACCGUUUUGCUGAUGCAGACCGGGAAUACCUUGCACAGAAUGGGAAAAGGAUAAAUUAACUACCGGUACCCCUGCAUAUUCUUCAUCCACCCCUUUCCAUUGUACAGUACAAUGCUAGCUUUGAGAGUGCAUGUCAAAUUUAUUUUGUUAGAAGGCGGUGAACUCUCUUCUACGAACCACGUUUUUCUGUUGCCUUACAGAUACUCAGUCAUAUAUAAGGGAAGACCAUAUUUUUUCUUUUCUUCUGAUAUUUUCCUUUGCUUAUUCACAAUUCUUGUAUUCAACUCAAUUUCCUAAAUAGACUCAUUUCCGACCCUAUUUUGCACUGCCGUGCCUUGUAGAUAACAAUCUCGGGACAAAUCAGUUUUAGUAAUAGAGUAUUUUACCUCAUA
Messenger RNA from Carica papaya (papaya), 1612 nucleotides. The record is from RefSeq and is a predicted model, not a curated record. Lineage: Eukaryota; Viridiplantae; Streptophyta; Magnoliopsida; Brassicales; Caricaceae.